AUGGGAUACCAAUAUUACCAUUAUAAUCCGUCAGCAGGCGCGGCGAUUAGCUUUGCUGCUGUCUUUGGCCUAACGACGGUCAUACACAUUUGGCAGAUGAUUCGGGCAAGGACAUGGUACUUGACACCAUUUGUCAUUGGUGGCAUAUUUGAGGCUAUCGGCUACCUAUGCAGGUAUAUCAGUGCGACCGAAACACCAAACUGGACGAUGAAACCAUACAUUGGACAGAGUCUACUAUUGCUCUUAGCGCCAGCCCUUUUCGCCGCAUCCGUGUACAUGAUUCUCGGACGCAUUAUUCGAAUGCUGAAUGCCGGUUCUAUAUCCCUAAUCCGCCCAUCAUGGUUGACCAAGAUCUUCGUGACCGGCGACGUGUUAUCCUUCUUGGUGCAGAGUGGAGGUGGAGGCAUGCUGGCUCAAGCUAAGACACAAGAUUCAGUAAAGAUGGGCGAGAAUAUGAUCAUUGGUGGCCUGUUUAUCCAGAUCAUCUUCUUCGGAUUCUUCAUCGUCGUCUCGAUCGUCUUCCACCGUCGCAUGCUGUCCACGCCUAUGCACCACAUGGUGGUCACUGAAGUCCCAUGGAACCGGUAUAUGAAGGUCCUCUAUACCGUCAGUGUUCUGAUUAUGAUCCGAUCUAUCUAUCGUGUUGCCGAGUACGUUCAAGGAAGUAGUGGAUAUCUACAGAGUAAGGAGGCUUUCAUCUAUGUGUUUGAUGCGGCAUUGAUGUUCGUCUGUUGCAUCAUUCUCAAUUGGUGGCACCCUAGCAAGGUCGUUUCUGCCAGAAAGAAGGCUGAGAGCGGCGGUGAUCUGGAGAUGUUGAAUAACACUCACUAUGAUAACACUCACAACCCUGAGUCGCAAGCAAUCAAUACGUCGCGGGGCAAGGAGUCGCCUCAUGACGACACGCCGGAUACGAAAUCUGUACAGUCUCCCAUUUCAAACCAACUUGGCCCUACGAGCGAAAGGCAUGAGGGCGAGGAACCGUCCACGACGACAGAGCAGGUACACAGUGAUCCGAGUAUAUCACCGGAGGGGAAGAGAAAGAAUGUAGAACAAGCAGGAAGAAGGCCCAUGGGGCCUGAGGAUGAGAAGUGA
Messenger RNA from Aspergillus caelatus, 1092 nucleotides. Its product is annotated as RTA1 domain-containing protein. The record is from RefSeq and is a predicted model, not a curated record. Gene Ontology annotation, cellular component: membrane. The coding region runs from base 1 to 1092 and encodes 363 amino acids. NCBI's taxonomy places the organism in Eukaryota, Fungi, Ascomycota, Eurotiomycetes, Eurotiales, Aspergillaceae. The transcript has 4 exons.